Molecule: messenger RNA, 1623 nt
Organism: Symbiodinium natans
Lineage: Eukaryota; Dinophyceae; Suessiales; Symbiodiniaceae
Source: the annotation of a GenBank genome assembly
AUGGGCAGUGAGUUGGAUUGUCCCCUAGUUGUUCGGCUUAGCACGUUGCAACGCCUUGAGCUUCAAGCAACCAUGGCGGCGCUGCAGACGAUUCUGCUCAGUGGUUUCGCAGCGUUCGUGGGCUUUGCAUGCGGUGCUGCUGGCGCCCGUACGCUUCUGCUCAAACGGUCCGAGGCAUCUCAGUCACGAUGCCAACGAGUGGCCGGAGCUUUGUCGUCAUCGGCUUUAGUGAUCAUCGCAUUGGUUGGCCUGCUGUGGUGUUUUAUAUCACCUCCACCGUUCUCAGUUGAGAUUGUGCAGCCUCCCAGCUUUCGCCGCAAUGAUCCGACCUUGUCCCUGUACCUGGGAAAUGGUUGCUUCUGGCACACCCAAUACGACACUGUCGUGGUCGAGCAAGAUCCAACUGGUCCGUUCAGCGGCCGGAACAUGAGCGAGGUUACGAGCCUGAUUGGCUAUGCUGGCGGUCGUUACCAAAGUGCUGGGGGAGCAGUUUGCUAUCAUGGUUUGCCGGCCACGGACUAUAGCCGAUUAGGCCAUGCUGAAGCAGUUUCAAUUAUGUUGGAUGAGAUCACUGGACCCGUGGCCAGAGCUCAGGUAGCAGCUCUGGCAAAAAUGUACUUCGAGCAUGGCUUCCAGUCAUUGCCAGAUGGACGAAGGCAGCGAUUGGAUCCGCAAGAUGUGGGCGCUGAGUACCGCAAUGUGAUUGGGCUGCCCGGCGGCAUGGAUAACUCCGAACUGUGGCCGCUCUUUGAGGAAGCAAACGUCUACGGAAUGCCGCUUCUUCGAGGAGCAGUAGGUGAUUCUGAAGGUGAAUAUGUCGUGUACGUGUAUGACUCCACGCAGUACCCCUUUUUCCGUGGGGAAGCGUACCAUCAGUUUCAUCCCAACAAUGUGAUACAGAGACCAGUUCCUUUGUCCUAUACUUCCACAUUGAAGACUGUGCAGGAGAACUUGGGACGGCUGGAUGAUUCCGACAGGGGCUGCCCUGAACUUCCGUUUGCUGAGAUCGUUUUCUUGAUAGUGCUGGUGUUUUCUAUGAUGCUCUCCGCUGGACUUCUGAGACUCGCCAGCAAGGAAACUAAGGACGACGACGGUCCUGGCACGACACUGGAAGAACUGCUCAGAAACUACUCCAGGGCAGAGCAGAUCGAAGGCUACAAAUGUGAGAAGUGUAGAAAGACGGGCUGCGUGCGAAGUGCAUACAUCAAACGUCCGCCGAACAAUCUUGUGGUCUAUAUCGAUCGCCGACAGGAUGCCAGCCGUUUUGGCAAGAUCAACCGUGCUGUUCAGUUCCCUCAGGAGCUUGAUGCUUCGCCUUUCCUGGAGGAGUCCCGCUCAGCAAGCUACCAGCUUUAUGGGAUAGUUGUACACCAAGAUUUCAAUCGGUCAACUUUCUUUGGACACUACAUUGCCUUCGUGCUCUCCUCAGAGCGUGUCGCGUGGCAUCGGAUGGACGACGACCAGGUGUGCGAAGUGCCCUGGUCCGUUGUCAAGGAGCAGCGGGCCAACCUCCUCUUCUAUGCUGCACAAUCGGUUUCUUUGCCGCCGUGCGAAGAUGGUACGAACGGUACAAACGCUGUAAGGCAAGGCCGUCGAACGUCGAACCCAAUUACGCGCACUUAA